Messenger RNA from Setaria italica (foxtail millet), 5260 nucleotides. RefSeq names its product DNA-directed RNA polymerase IV subunit 1. Gene Ontology annotation, molecular function: DNA binding. The transcript has 19 exons. The record is from RefSeq and is a predicted model, not a curated record. Bases 340 to 4695 code for a protein of 1451 amino acids. Gene Ontology annotation, biological process: DNA-templated transcription. NCBI's taxonomy places the organism in Eukaryota, Viridiplantae, Streptophyta, Magnoliopsida, Poales, Poaceae. Gene Ontology annotation, cellular component: RNA polymerase II, core complex.
UAACCUUUUCCUGUGAGUCAUGAUGAUGUCUUUUUAAUGGAAUACAUAGAUGUUUGUGACACUGGGCUGUAUCCCUGAUAGUGUUUCUUGCAUAUACCUAUAUUACAUUCGUUUUAGACGUUUAGGUCCUGUCUAUGGUUUAUGAAGGGCAUCUGGUGUUAUUCAUAUCUCCAUUUUGAAGUGGUGCCCUUCAGUUUCUUUUUUCUCCAAAUAGUUUCAUGGAGGAAUCUUGUGAUGAUUUGAGAAUUUUAAAUGCUGUGCAGUGUAGACUGCAAACAGUGAAACAAAUAGGAUACUCUGCACACUUGCAUUGCCAGAGUGAGGUUUCUCAUUUAAGGGAUGGAGCUGAAUCAUGAACUUCCUAGAGCUAUUCUUAAUGCGAUAACAUUUGAUCUCAUGACUAGUACAGAUAUGGAAAAGUUGAGCAGCAUAAGCAUAACAGAAGUGAGUGAUGUCACUAGUCCCAAGUUAGGACUACCAAAUGGUUCGUCGCAGUGUGAGACUUGUGGAUCACAAAGUGAACGUGACUGUGAUGGGCAUUUUGGUGUGACUAAGCUGGCGGCAACGGUGCACAACCCAUACUUUAUCGAUGAAGUUGUUCACUUUCUAAAUCAAAUAUGUCCUGGCUGUCUCAAUCUAAGGGAAAACAUAGAUUUGAAGACAUUGGAGAGAGAAACGGUUCGAGCAACAUGCAAAUAUUGCUCGAAGGAUGGUUCUAAACUUUACCCUAGUGUAAUCUUUAAGACGCUGUCAAGUCCAAGAGUAUUAUUAUCCAAGAGUAAACUUCACAGAAGCCCAAGCGUGAUGGAAAGGAUUUCAAUUGUUGCAGAAGCUAUUGAUAGAGGGUCUAAUAAAUCCAAGGGUAAAGGUUCGCUUGAAGGCCUCCCCCAGGAUUAUUGGGAUUUUGUACCUUCUGAGAAUCAGCAAUUACAGUCCACUAUGACCAAGAUAAUAUUAUCACCCUACCAAGUCUUUCACAUGUUGAAGAAAAGUGACCCUGAACUUAUCAAACAAUUUGUUUCAAGGCGAGAGCUAUUGUUUCUAUCAUGUUUACCAGUGACUCCUAAUUGCCAUCGUGUUGUAGAGAUUGGAUAUGGGCUUUCAGAUGGGCGGUUAACUUUUGAUGACAGAACAAAGGCUUACAAGAGGAUGGUUGAUGUCAGUAAGAGAAUUGAUGACUACCGCCAACAUCCGCAGUUCAGUGUUCUUGCAAGUUCACUUGUCUCAAGCCGAGUUUCAGAAUGCCUGAAGUCAUCCAAGUUAUACUCUAAAAAGACAGAUGUGGAGACAUCCACAGAUACAUAUGGAAUGAAAUGGCUAAAGGAUGCUGUUCUGAGCAAAAGAUCAGAUAAUGCUUUUCGGAGUAUUAUGGUUGGGGACCCAAAAAUUAGGUUAUGGGAAAUUGGCAUUCCUGAAAAUUUAGCUUCAAACUUGGUUGUUUCUGAGCACGUUAGUUCUUAUAAUUUAGAAAAUAUAAAUUUGAAGUGCAACCUGCACCUUCUAGCCAAGGAAGAACUACUUAUUCGGCGAAAUGGGAAGCUAAUGUUUAUUCGGAAGGCAAACCAGCUAGAAGUUGGUGACAUUGCCUACAGACCAUUGCAGGAUGGUGAUCUUAUUCUCAUCAACAGGCCUCCUUCAGUCCAUCAACACUCACUAAUUGCAUUAUCUACAAAAAUUCUACCAAUUCAGUCUGUCGUAUCAAUCAAUCCACUAUGCUGCAUGCCUUUUUUGGGAGACUUUGAUGGGGAUUGUUUGCAUGGAUAUAUCCCACAAUCUAUUCGAUCAAGAAUUGAGCUUGGAGAGCUGGUAAGCUUACACCAGCAGCUGUUGAAUAUGCAAGAUGGUCGAAGUUUGGUGUCACUAACACAUGACUCUCUAGCUGCUGCACAUUUGUUAACAAGUACAGAUGUUUUUCUGAAGGAAUCUGAAUUACAGCAGCUUCAAAUGCUCUGCCUUUCCGUAUCAACAACACCAGUACCAGCAAUAAUUAAGUCUAUGAACUUUGAAGGUUCUCUGUGGACUGGUAAACAAUUUUUCAGCAUGCUUCUUCCAUCAGGCAUGAAUUUCAGUUGUGAUAGCAAGUUGCACAUCAUAGACAGUGAAGUUCUUACCUGCUCUUCGGGGUCUUCUUGGUUACAAAAUAGCACAACCGGUCUCUUUUCUAUCAUGUUCAAACAGUAUGGUCGCAAGGCACUUGACUUCCUUUCUUCUGCCCAAGAAGUACUAUGUGAGUUCUUAACCAUGAGGGGUUUAAGUGUCUCUCUUUCAGAUCUCUAUAUGUUCUCCGAUCAUUACUCGAGGAGAAAACUGACUCAGGGAGUCAAACUGGCUUUGGAUGAAGCUGAAGAAGCUUUCCGAAUCAAGCAGAUAUUGCUAGAUCCAAUUAACAUACCAGUUCUAAAGUGUCAUGAUGAAACUGAAGAUGUAACUUACAGACAAUCUGAUUAUAUUCAGAGCAAUCUAUCAGUUGUCAGAUCUUCAAUCAUGUCAUUUAAAGAUGUCUUCAAUGAUCUCCUAAAAAUGGUGCAACAUCAUGUUAGCAAUGAUAACUCAAUGAUGGUGAUGAUUAAUGCAGGAAGCAAGGGUAGCAUGUUGAAAUAUGUGCAGCAAACUGCAUGUGUUGGUCUUCAACUUCCAGCAAGCAAAUUUCCCUUCAGAAUUCCUUCCCAACUCUCAUGUGUUAGCUGGAAUAGGCAGAAAUCAUUAAAUUGUGAAGCUGAGAGUACCAGUGAGCAUGUGGAAGGUCAAAACCUUUAUGCUGUAAUCAGGAAUUCCUUCAUUGAGGGUUUAAAUCCAUUGGAGUGUCUUCUGCAUGCUAUAUCUGGCAGGGCAAACUUCUUCAGUGAGCAUGCUGAUGUGCCUGGGACACUAACGAGAAAAUUAAUGUAUCACUUGAGAGAUCUACACGUUGCUUAUGAUGGAACCGUUAGAAGUUCUUACGGGCAGCACAUAAUGCAAUUCUCUUAUGAUACUGCUGAUGAUAUGUGCUGUAAUCAUGAUCUGGUAGGUGAACUUGGUGCCCCUGUUGGUUCUUGGGCCGCUUGUUCCAUUUCAGAAGCUGCAUAUGGAGCUUUGGAUCACCCUGUUAAUGGUUUAGAGGACUCCCCUCUCAUGAAUCUACAAGAAGUAUUUAAAUGUCACAAGGCUACAAAUUCUGGGGAUCAUGUUGGUUUGCUUUUCCUGUCAAAGCAUUUGAAGAAGUAUAGAUACAGUCUGGAAUAUGCAUCCCUAGAAGUUAAAAACCAUCUCGAGCGAGUAAACUUCUCUGAUUUGGUUGAAACCAUCAUGAUUAUAUAUGAUGGAUGUGACAAAACAAGAAAAGGAGGACCUUGGACCACCCAUUUUCAUAUAAGCAAGGAAAUGAUGAAGAAAAAAAGGUUAGGAUUGGGAUUUGUUGUAGAAGAGCUUACAAAAGAAUACGACGCCACCAGAAACCAGCUAAACAAUGCAAUCCCAUCAGUUCAUAUUUCAAAGAGAAAAUGUUCAGUAGGUGACCAGUGUGUUCAAAAUUCAGCUUGCUGUAUCACAUUGGUAGCACAAGCUGAAUCCAAUUCCAUGUCUCAGUUGGACACUAUCAAGAAAAGAGUGAUUCCAAGCAUACUGGACACACUGCUGAAAGGUUUUUUGGAAUUUAAGGAUGUUGAGAUCCAGUGUCGACAUGAUGGUGAACUUCUUGUGAAAGUUGGUAUGUCUGAGCAUUGCAAGGCUGGGAGGUUCUGGGCUACUCUGCAAAAUGCUUGCAUUCCAGUAAUGGAGUUAAUUGACUGGGAGCAGAGUCAACCAAAGAAUGUAUAUGAUAUUUUCUGUUCAUAUGGAAUAGACUCAGCAUGGAAAUGCUUUGUUGAAUCUUUAAAAUCAGUAACUUCUGAUAUUGGAAGGAAUGUUCGUCGGGAGCACUUACUAAUUGUUGCAGAUAGCCUGUCUGUAACUGGGCAGUUCCAGGCGUUAAGCAGUCAAGGUUUAAACCAGCAGCGCUCUCGGUUAUCAAUCUCAUCCCCAUUUUCUGAAGCAUGUUUUUCUAGGCCUGCACGAAGUUUUAUAAAUGCUGCAAAGCAUUGUUCAGUGGACAAUCUGUGUGGAAGUCUAGAUGCAAUUGCUUGGGGCAAAGAGCCUUUCAAUGGGACGUCAGGGCCUUUUGAAAUUAUGCAUGCGGGAAAGCCACAUGAACCAGAACAAAAUGAGAGCAUCUAUGAUUUCUUACGCAGCCCUGAAGUUCGGAAUUUUGAAAAGGAUCAUAUGGAUACCUGCAGACAAAGUACUGAAAAUGCUUUGAGAUGUAGGUUAGCAUGCAAGUCUAAAGACAGUGCGACCGUCCAAGGUGGCGCCAUGACUAUCGACCAGGGCUUUCUUCAUGCUAAAGUUGGUAUAUGGGAUAACAUUAUUGAUAUGCGCACUUCCUUGCAGAACAUGCUAAGAGAGUACCCAUUAAAUGGAUUUGUGAAGGAGACAGAUAAAUCACAAUUAGUCGAGGCCCUGAAAUUUCAUCCCAAUGGAGCUCAAAAAAUCGGUGUUGGAGUAAGAGAAAUCAAGAUCGGAUUGAAUCCUAGUCACCCAGGUACAAGAUGCUUCAUUUUACUGCGGAAAGAUGGUACAACUGAAGACUUUUCUUAUAACAAGUGUGUUCAGGGUGCUGCAAACUCUAUCUCACCUCAACUCGGAAGUUAUUUUGAGAAGAAACUACAUCGUAGAGCAUAAGUUGUCACACUAGUUGGCACUUGGUAGUGCUCCUGGCAUUUAUCUUGUCCUGAUCAGGCUAUAUGACGAACUUCUGAUGAAGAAUGAAUCAGAUGAAGGAUGGUAACAAAGAAUGAAUCAGCUUAGAUCUUGUGCCUCUUCCUGGCAUGUAUUCAAAGGAUGGAAGCUCAGAAGGUCUUCAGGAUUGGGAUGAAUGUCAACUCAACUCAACUCAAUGGACAAUGGGACUAAGGAAGGCAGGCCUGAAAAGUCUUGACUUCCAUGCCUCCAUUUCCGUAGUCUGUAUUAUACUACUUGUACGUGUUGUGAGCAUAUUAUGUCUCUAGAAUGUGGUGAAAGUCAUUUAUUUUGUUUCCGAGAACUGUUGGUGGCACGACAUGCAAUAGGCGCUGCCAUCAUCAUCCUUACCAUUUGCACCCCCAGGCAUGCUACUGUAAUAAUCACGAAUGCUUAAUGUUGCUUCAAUUAAGGUUUCUGGCAAACCUAACCUGGAUUGGUGACGCGCGCAUGCGCUGUUGCACAACUUGCUGAUUUGCGGUAUAUGACUAAUGCAUUUGUUGGUUCA